UUACUAAUGAUAAUUUUUGCAAUCGCAAUUUAUCAAGCUUUUAAUUUUAUUGACGGCAUGAGAACUUUCCCAGGGAGGUCGUUAUCCCAGAAGAAAAUGGCGGUGAGUGAAUGGCAUGGAGUGAGCAGAAUUCUUCGAUUCUCUGAUCGUGUAUAUUUAUAGAAACGAUUGAAAAUACAUGAAGCUGCCCGCGAGCCUGUUUGUCUGGCACGCUAGAUUUUUCUAUCGCAUCUUGAUCAGGGUGACUCAGAACUCACAUCGUAAAAGAGGGAAAGUGAGGGGCCAUCGGCCCUCCACAACAUUCAUCAACCAUCGCCCAUUCACAUUCCCGCCGUUUCCCAAGCGAAUUCAUUACAAAACACUUUGUUUCAAUCAUGAGCUUCGCGCUUACUUAGUUCUUUCUGAUUCAAGAUUUAUUGGACGGAUUUAUUCAAUGUUCUCUUUCAUUAUUGAUUGAUCGCUGUCAUUAAUCAAAAAAACGAUGAAUGAAUUGAAGAACACAGAAUAUUUUAAUAAAAAAAAGAAAAAAAUAUCCAAUAUAGAUAUAGUACAAAUCAGUGUAAAUUUAAAAUUGCAGUCUUUUCCCCUUUGAUUUAAAUUAUUGUAAAUAUUAAUAAAUUUAUUAAGGAAAUAUUUUUUACACACAUCAGACAUGUGUACAAAAUUACUAGAUGUUUCGUUUUAAAAAACACAUGUAAUAUCGAUAAUUCUACUUCAUUUACGUAAAAGAGCUCGAGCCAGAGAUCAUCACGGUCAGUUCCUAUUUCGGACCGAUAUCGCAAAUUCAGAUUGUCAUCGGUGCAGAUCGCUAUUAAUUCAUGUGCCGCAUUGGUCAUGGCGAUCACGUAACGUUUGACGAUGCGUGUGUUUGCUUUGACCGUGAUCCUGACCGUAUAAGCAACCACUUGAGGAAAGCUGGUGGGGUAUCUACUUGAUCCCGUAUCCCCCUGUGUAUCCACCAAUGGAUCCGAUCCAUCUCAUACCCCCGUACGAGGUACCUACCCAAGGUACCUACCCAUCCCAUUGUUCUGUGUGUUCCGUGUGGUUCAUGGUAUAAAAGCGAUUGCGACAGUGAGGACUACCAGCAUCGUGCAAAAAGUUGAUGCGUCAAGUAGAUCGGCAAGGUUCGGUGGAAGUGAACCGCUUAAUUAUCAGGAUUUUCUGUUAAAGAUCGCUCGAGCACGAAAAAGUCGAUAUUACUCAAAGGAUCUCUUUGAAAGGGAAAUCAAGGGUGAUCGCAUAGAAAAAGGAUCGUUACGAAAAACUUGAGGACGUAGGACGUUAUUAAGAUCGGAGCGAUGGCUAGUUGCAUUAGCUUUGUUCUGAUUGCAAUUGCGUCGACGAUCGCGAUGAUGGAAUCGAAGGCGAUUCCAGCUGGACCUGUUUCCGUCACAUUGGAUACUUACAAUAAUCCUGUGAUGUUCCUAAGGGAAAAGAGGACAGCUGUGCGUUCUCCGCACAGAACAAUGAUGUUCACUGGUUACUACAGACCGAUACGUCGUACGAAUAACGAUGGUCAGGCAACGGGCGUUUUUGCGCAAGGAAAUGCCGUGAGCGGCGAAGCUUUCUUCGGCGAUGUGCACGCGCCACAUCUUAAGGGCGGUCCGGAACCGAUCGAGGAACCGGAAGUGUCCAGCGCCGAGGCACAGGCGGCGCCGGCAUCCGAAGAGGAGCAGGAACCCGAAUACCACCAUCAUCGAAACGAGGUGCAUCGCCAUGAGGAGGAGCAGCAUCACGAGGAGGAACAGCUUCAUCACGACGAACCGCAUCAUCAUCACCAUCAUCAUGAUCAAAAUCCUUUGACUCCUCAGGGACAUCGCGAAUCAGAGCAGAUUCCGCUAACUACUGAGAUUGCGCAAUCGGAAAAGCCGAUCGCAGCCAGCACGGAAGUGCCCUCGUCCGUGGCUCGACCAAAAGUGCAUCAUACUAAGAAAACGCACAAGACACCCGUAACUGUUAAUGCUGACGAUGACGAGGACGAUGAGGAUGAGGAAGAUGAACCGGUUGUACCAUUCGUACCUUUCAAAGGCAACAAGCGUCGUCAGGGAUAUCCUCAUUUGAACAACUUCUUCCCUAUGGUCUUCAGCUUCCCAAGAUCGGCUACUCGCGCUGGAUCCUCCGGGUCUAUUCCUGGUGCCAUUACUGCCAUCGCAAAUAGUUAUUCCACAGGGAAAGGUGGAGUCGCCAGCUCAGUAGCUACCGCUUAUGGAGGAUCUCCAACUGGGAAAAAACGACGCCCGCAAUCAUACGAAGAAUAACACUUAAAGUGAUCAAUAUUAUCAUUGAAAAACUGACUUCGUUUCGGAACAACUUUUAGGAUGAAGUUAGAAUAAAGUCUUAAAUAUUUAAAAAAUAUAUAAUACCUUUAAAAAUAGAAUUAUUUGCAGAAGUAUUUUUAAGAAGAAAACAGAACUAUAAUUUAGGGAGCAAUAUUUAAUCUGUCUGAAAUUGUGCAAUUUUUUACAUAAGAUAUUUUGUUGAAAUUAAGUAAAUUAUCAUAAAUUUGCAAUUUUUUAGUAUUUAGACUACAUUAAGCUUUAAAUUAUUGCCGUACUACUUUAUAGUAAAUUUCCAGACAGACUGUAAUUGUUUGACUUAACAAGUCUUAGGUAACUUGUAUUAAUUACGUUUAAUUAUAUCUAAAUUUAAAUGAUAUGCAAAGUUAAUUUUUAAUAAAAUAACACUUCUAACAUUAAUUGUAGAAUAUAUUAUAGUUGUAAUUUAUAUAGCGUAUAAAGGAUUGAUAUCAAUGUAAUACACAAUAAAUUAUAGAUUUUUAUAUAGAUUAAGAAUUCUGAUUAAAUAUUAAUAUACAUA
Molecule: messenger RNA, 2817 nt
Organism: Pogonomyrmex barbatus (red harvester ant)
Lineage: Eukaryota; Metazoa; Arthropoda; Insecta; Hymenoptera; Formicidae
Source: RefSeq, a predicted model, not a curated record